AUGUCACGACUUGAGAAACAGCUUGUCCGUAAGCUGGAUUGCUUUGUGCUGGUCUAUUGUUGUGCAGCGUAUUUCUUCAAUUAUCUUGAUCGGUCGGCGUUCGCCAAUGCAUAUGUUUCUGGUCUCAAAGAAUCCCUGGGGUUACAUGGUAAUCAAUACAGCAUCCUAUUGUCCAUGUUUACUGCCGGCAACGUAGUCGGCCAAAUACCGCAUGCUUUAAUCAUUCAAAAGAUCUCUCCGCGAAUAUGGCUUCCGACCACAUUGAUAACAUGGUCCAUUUUGACUAUGUGCUCUGCAGCCUGUAAAACCUACGCUCAACUAUGCGCAGUAAGAUUCUUACAAGGAUUGAUGGAGUCAAGUUUGUACAGUGGCACGAUAUAUGUGCUCGGAUCGUGGUAUAAGCCUAGUGAGAUCGCAAAACGGACGGCGAUUUUCACUGCCGUUGGCCAGGUUGGCAGCAUGUUCGCAGGUAUCAUGAUGACUGCGAUGAAUGAGAGCCUUCAUGAGCGGAAAUCCCUAGAAGGAUGGCAGUGGGUAUUCAUAAUUGAUGGAGCUAUGGGAAUACCAUUUGGAAUAUUCGGUUUGCUCUUCUUCCCGAGCCUACCAGAGUCGGGCAAAGUUGCACCAUACCUGAGUAAAGAGGAAAUCCAACUAGCUCUUGAUCGUCUACCACCCCGCCGCGAAGACGGACAUAGCAUCAACCUGCGAGCUCUUUCUCGCCGGCUGUUCUGUUCACCAAACAUUUACAUCUUAACUCUUUACUCAAUGAUAGGGUGCGCCCUUGAAGCAUACGUCGUACAAUCCCUUUUCAUUCUCUACCUCAAAUUUAACGCCUCAUCCUUUCCCUCCCACGCCACCACAACCUACCCCUUAGGCAUCCAAGCCGUAGCAAUCGUGUCCAACAUCGGCGCCGGAUACGUAAUCGACAUGACGAACCGACGAAUCCCCAUGGCAAUUCUCGCCUCAAUUCUGCAGCUCACAGUCGCACUUAUGCUUCUCAUCCCUACGCUCCCCACCACCGCCACAUUCGUCGCGUUUUACCUUAGCGGGACUUCGUACAUUGUGAAUCCCAUUCUGUACGGCUGGGCAAGUAUCAUAUGCCAGCGGACAGGCGACGACGCGACAAGGAGUGUCAUAUUGUACGUUAUGAGCAUGAGCCAGGCCAUCUUGUAUACGUUCUGGGGUAUCGCUUUAUAUCCUGCCGACGACGCGCCCUAUUGGAAGAAAGGCGGUAUCGCUAUGGUUGUGGUCGUUUUUGCGUUUUUGGGGGCCACUUGGGCGAUGGAGUGGCUUGAUAGGAGGUCUUUGAGCGAGGAGAGGGAACGGGGAGCUGAGGCGAGAGGUUUGGAUGUGGUUGAGAAGAUGGAUUAACGAUUGUAUGUUGGGAUUUUUGUGGUUG
This is a messenger RNA of Aaosphaeria arxii CBS 175.79, 1399 nucleotides long. RefSeq names its product MFS general substrate transporter. Bases 1 to 1371 code for a protein of 456 amino acids. Gene Ontology annotation, biological process: pantothenate import across plasma membrane. Lineage: Eukaryota; Fungi; Ascomycota; Dothideomycetes; Pleosporales. The transcript has 10 exons. Gene Ontology annotation, cellular component: plasma membrane. Gene Ontology annotation, molecular function: pantothenate transmembrane transporter activity. The record is from RefSeq and is a predicted model, not a curated record.